GUUCGUUUCCAGGAGCGAAUCACCAUCCUGCGAGGGAACCACGAGUCACGGCAGAUCACGCAGGUCUACGGCUUCUACGACGAGUGCCUGAGGAAGUACGGCAACGCCAACGUGUGGAAGUACUUCACAGACCUGUUCGACUACCUGCCUCUCACCGCACUGGUGGACGGACAGAUCUUCUGUCUCCACGGAGGUUUGUCUCCCUCUAUAGACACUCUGGAUCACAUACGAGCUCUGGACCGCCUGCAAGAAGUCCCACAUGAGGGUCCGAUGUGUGACCUGCUGUGGUCGGACCCCGAUGACCGCGGUGGGUGGGGCAUCUCUCCCCGAGGUGCUGGCUACACCUUCGGACAGGACAUCUCCGAAACCUUCAACCACGCCAACGGCCUCACUCUGGUGUCCCGCGCCCAUCAGCUGGUCAUGGAGGGCUACAACUGGGGCCAUGACAAGAACGUGGUGACCAUCUUUAGUGCUCCAAACUACUGCUACCGCUGUGGAAACCAGGCAGCCAUCAUGGAACUGGACGACACUCUGAAAUACUCUUUCCUUCAGUUUGACCCCGCCCCCCGCCGCGGCGAGCCCCACGUGACCAGACGCACUCCUGACUACUUCCUGUGAAUGUCCAAAGCCAUCCCUGUCAAUCAUCCACGAAGCUCCACCCCCCUCCUCCCCCACCCCCACCCCUUCAUUUUGGAUGGAAAGAAGAUAUUAAUAAUAAAGAUGAUGCUGUACCGGGAGAAUAGAAACAAACGAUUGGCUGACAAACCAAGAUUUAAACAAAAAGAGCGAAACGUAACGAGCGGCCCCCUCUACGGUCUUGUUUUCGAUAUGCUGUCAUUAACGCUGUGCUUCUGGGGAAAACCAACACGUACAACUAUGAUCUGUUUUCUUUCUUUUCUUUUUUUUUGUUUAUUACAUGUUUGAAAACGAGAUAAUAAAACUACCAACGUGGACCAAAUGUGCCAUAUUCUGAUCCUUUUACAACAUGUACAACGCGCAAUGUUUCUUUUUGUUUUUCUGUUUUUGUUUUGUUUUAGACCAGCACUAAAACCCGACCUACCUGACGACGUCACCACACCACACACCUUCAUGGCAUAUGUGCUUUUUUCUGUUGCAAGAAUAAUUUUAAAAAAGGAGAAAAAAAAGGAAAAAAAAGUUUGCUUCAAGUAGUACAGCUGUCAGUUUAGCUGUCCAGGCUGCAGCCGGUGGUCAUCUCAGCAAGUAUAUUACUGUAAUUUGAAUAAAGACAACAGACGUAUGAAAUAAAAAUGUCCUAUUGACAAACUAC
Plectropomus leopardus (leopard coralgrouper) is the source of this 1288-nucleotide messenger RNA. Lineage: Eukaryota; Metazoa; Chordata; Actinopteri; Perciformes; Serranidae. The record is from RefSeq and is a predicted model, not a curated record.